AUGGAUGGAGGAAGCUCCAUCAACAUUCUAUACUACGAGACCUUCCAGCGGCUUGGCUUGCCAGACUCACGCCUUGAAAACACCAAGGUCACGUUCCAUGGCAUCGUCCCUGGGCACAAGGCCUUCCCAAUCGGCAAGGUCACACUACCGGUCACCUUCGGCACACCCGUGAACUACCACACUGAGCGGAUAACGUUCGAGGUGGUCAACUUCCGCAGCUCCUAUCACUACGUGCUCGGCCGACAGGCGUUCGCCCGGUUCAUGGCCGCACCUCACUACGCCUACAACAUGAUGAAGAUUCCCGGGCCCCGCGGCAUCAUCACCGUCCACGGCGACCCGGAGAUGGCGCUGGAAUGCAAGGAUAGCAGCGCCAAGCUCGCCGACGCCGUCAUCGCCGACGAACACGACAACACCGCCGAGCACGCCAACCUCAACCACGCAUGUCCCAAGGACCUAUUCGUCCUGCCGCGAAUCGACCAGAUUAUCGACGCGGUCGCAUGGUUGGAGUCGCUAUGCUUCCUCGACGCCUACUCCGGGUACAAUCAAAUAAAAAUGGCGAAAGAAGACCAAGAGAAGACAACGUUCAUCACGCCACUUGGUGCUUACUAUUACACAUCCAUGACUUUCGGCCUCAAAAACGCCGGAGCAACAUACCAACGGUGCAUGAACAGUUGCCUAGAGAGCCAAAUCGGCCGCAACGUACACGUCUACAUAGACGACGUGGUAGUCAAGUCGACUCGGCAGGACGACCUCAUCGCCGACCUCACCGAGAGGUUCCCCAACCUACGACGUUACAAGAUCAAGCUCAACCCUCUGAAAUGCACCUUUGGGGUCCCGUCGGGACAACUACUCGGCUACGUCGUCUCCAAGCGCGGCAUCGAGCCCAACCCAAAGAGAACCCUGGCGGUCAUGCGAACCAAACAGCCAACUUGCUUGGUCGACGCACAGAAACUCGCCGGGCGAGUCGCGACCCUCAGUCGCUUCAUACCCAGACUCGGCGACGAGGCCACGCCACUCUAUCGCCUCCUCAAGAAGUCGGAAUCGUUCGAGUCGACAGAAGAAGCACAAAGGGCCCUGGAAGAGCUCCAACACGCCCCGCGGAACGCCCCUGUCCCCGCGGCCCCACUGCCACAAGAAACUAUGCUACUGUACAUCGCUGCAUCCAAUAGCGCGAUAAGUGCGGUCAUGGUCGUCGAGCGCAAGGAGGAAGGAAAAGAACAACUGAUACAACGCCCAGUCUACUACAUCAACGAGGCCCUAAUUGACUCAAAGCAACGUCUCGGCGACUCCGACCUCGUCGCCAGCCAGACGUCCGGCACCUGCGACGCCACCGACGCCAACAUGAUCGCCUACAAACGAGCGGUCGACCAGGCCGGCGCCAGCUUCGCCGGUCACGUUGUCGAGUGGGUUGACAGGCACAAGAAAGAAGAAGCAGACGCGCUAGCCAAACUCGGGUCCAAGCGACUCCAACCCCCUCCAGGCGUCUUCCUCGACAUCCUCAGCCACCCCUCGGUGCGCGUACCUCGGGAGCUGGACAUCGCCGAGCCUCCCGCGCCCGACUCCGUCCUAGUCGCACUCGCCUCCGAUGCCAGCGACUGGACGGAGCCGUACCUACGCUACCUCGAACGCCAGGUGCUGCCAAUGGACGAAACGGAGGCACGUGCGCUCGUACGCCGAUGCAAGUCUUUCACCAUCAUCAACAACGAGCUCUACAAGCGCAGCACCUCGGGAGUAUUUCAGCGGUGCGUCGGCGCUGACGAAGGACGCAAGAUCCUGCGCGAUAUCCACGCAGGAGACUGCAGCCACCACGCAGCCCACGAAGAUGCAGUCGCCCUCGUUCGCGCGUGCGCCGGAUGCCAGAAGUAUGCAAGUCAAUCGCACAUGCCCGGAUCGGCGCUGAAGACCAUACCCCUCACUUGGCCGUUCGCCGUCUGGGGCCUGGACAUGGUGGGAAAAUUCAAAACAGCCCCCGGUGGGUACACUCACCUCUUAGUUGCGGUGGACAAGUUUACCAAGUGGGUCGAAGCAAAACCCAUCAAGAAGUGCGACGGAAAGACAGCCACCAAGUUCCUACGCGAGCUUAUCUACCGCUAUGGCUACCCUCAUAGCAUCAUAACCGACAACGGCACAAAUUUCGCCAAAGGGGAGAUGGCCGACUUCUGUGAAGACAAAGGCAUCCGACUCGACCUCGCGUCGGUCGCAGACCCCGAGUCGAAUGGGCAGGCGGAAAGAGCGAACCAGAGCAUCCUUCAUGGAAUCAAGCCACGACUGAUGGUGCCCCUGGAGCGCGCAGCCGGAUGCUGGGCAGAAGAACUCCCCUCCGUGCUGUGGGGCAUUCACACAACGCCAAACAGGUCGACCGGCUUCACGCCCUUCUUCCUAGUGUACGGCGCCGAAGCGGUCAUGCCCACGGACAUUGCCUACGACUCGCCACGGGUCACCAACUACGCCGAAGAAGAAAACGAACGCGCUCGCCAAGAUGACAUCGACCUCCUCGACGAGGCCAGGGACCUUGCACUCUCCAGGACUGCCAUCUAUCAGCAAGGCCUUCGCCGCUACCACAGUCGUCGCGUUCGCAGUCGCUCCUUCCAAGACGACAAAGGCGAACCACUCACCAGAGAGGUGGAGCGCCCCUGGAACAUCAAUCUCCUCCGCCAGUUCUACACCUAA
Messenger RNA from Lolium perenne, 2670 nucleotides. The record is from RefSeq and is a predicted model, not a curated record. NCBI's taxonomy places the organism in Eukaryota, Viridiplantae, Streptophyta, Magnoliopsida, Poales, Poaceae.